AUGGUGUCGGCUCCGCUGCUUCUCACCUUCGCCCUUCUCAUCUCACAAUGCGACGGGCAGGAGCCGCAAGACGCCCAGACGGAGCUUUGGGUGGAGCUCGAGCAGCCCAACACCCGCGGAGGCAACGAAACUGACCUGGACGACGAAGAACAACGGGAUCAGCCGAGUAAGGGGAAAGAAAGAGGGCAGACAGGCAGACUGACAAUGAUGUGCUUUCUGGCUGUUCUUGUUGUGGGUGUUGCAGGCGCUGUGGACGUCAUGUACGCGCAGCUGGUCAAGUCCAUCCCCGCCACAGCUCGCCGGCUCUUCAAGCCCGCCAACAUUCAGCUCGACACAGUGCUCUUUCAGCUGCACUUCCUCCACGUUGAGCAGCGGUUGUUCGACCUCCGACGGCAGGGUGUGUCGGCGGCACUCGCAAGGGACGACCCGUUCAGCGCCGAGAGCGGCGCGAUGCGGCUGCUCCUCGGCCCGUCAUUUCAGCAAUGGCGGGGCCUCUUCCGCAACGAGACCACGCUGCGACAGUUUGCCCAAGACACCGCCACGCAGGUGUCCUCCGAAGGCAUUGUUGUGGACAUGACCAUCGACGAGUCGCGGCUGGAACCGGGCGGCAUCGGCGGCCUCAUCUUGAAGCUCACUUCUCUGGGUCUCACGGGCAUCAAACACUUUCGACACAUUGUGUCGGCGAGGCUGCCAGUCGAAAAAAUCGACUUCAUGACCAGGAUCUCCGGAAUUCUUGUGCUCCGCGCGUCACAAGUGUUGGUCAUCCCUACAGGGUUGGAGGGGCGGCUCAGAAGCCUGCCGCAGCGGCAGAAAGGUUCAGUGGCGGUGCCUUUGGCGGGUAAGGUGACGAGUCAGGGGGACGAGUCGAUGCGGACCGACCGGGUGCGAGAAAUGUUCCCUGACAUCAACGGGUCAACGCUCACGUGUACGAAAGAGAGUUGACACACAACAGCACAGCACAGCUCGUGUAUGUGUGUGUGCGGCUGGGCUGCUUUGUGUCCUGUCAGGUAUCGGUUUCCUAUCGGACUCCUUUGACACUCGUGGCAAUGCGGAGACUCUGUUCGAACAGGGGGACCUGCCGGCGAAUGUGACGGUGUUGGAAGAACUGCCGGGGAAUGGCACCGACGAGGUGAGCAGUGAGACAGACCGCCAUGAGCUAUCCAUCCAUCCAUCCGACCACACAACACAUGUGGUUUGCUUCUGUGCGUCUGUCUGUCAGGGAAGCGGCAUGAUGGAGCUGGCGUACGUGACGACACAACGACCAGACCAGACCAGCGGCCGCACACAGACAGGCAGACAGACGAGCCCUCUCGAUGAAUGUCUGUCUUUUGCUGCCAUUGUCAGUUUCGACGUGGUCCCUGGCUGCCCGAAAUUCGAAUUUCACACGGUAUGUGGUCACAGGCCAGCAGCAGCCUUGCCUUUCCGGACAUGAGAGAGUGGAUAUAUGUGUGUGUGCCGCAGGCAUUUCUCGGACAGGUAAGGUGAUGGAAUGAAUGCUGCUGAUACCCAUUCACCUGAGACGUACCACGUACUCUGUUGUCUCUCGUUCGCAGGCUAGUUUCGCCCAAGGUCGGUAGCAGAGGCCGAGCUAUCCAUCCAUCCAUCUAGAUGCGUGUGUGUGUGUGUGUGUCUGUGUCCCAGGCAUUUUGGACCUGGCCGAGCUCGGCUGCGAGGUGAUCGUCGAUGACGUCAUCGACUUGCCAGAGCCGAUGUUUGCCGACGGUCGCCCAAAUGCACCGACACUGACACAACAGCACACGGCACACAACACUGUUAUGUCUGUUGUGUCAUGUCAGGCGUAAGGGCACCAACACCGACACUGACCGCAGCUCAGCAAGGGUGUGCGUGUAUCUGUGUCGGUGUCGCUCUUGCCUUCAUCAGAUCAUAGCCCAGGCGGUGGAUCUGGUGUCUGCGGCAGGGAAGGCCUACUAUUCCUCGGCCGGCAACAACGGCGACUCGGCCAUACAAGAGUACUACAACUCAUCGGGCGUCAGGAACAACAUCAGCUUCGGCUUUUGUAGGCCAUCUCGAUAGUCAGCGAACCAAAAUGGCCGACUGAUUGUGUGUGUGAUGCUGUCUGUCAGUUGAGUUGGAGUACGAGUGGCACAAGUUCAGCCAGACCGACUCCAUCGACUUCCCAUUUACCCUCGAGGUCGACAGGCUCAAUUUCGGCAUCCUCAACUGGGACCAACGCGUAAGAGACAGACGCAUGUGCUUGAGCUGACGCACUCACUAUUCGGCCAAUUUUCUGCCCUGUGCUGUGCUGUUGUGUGAUGUCCUACGUGUGUGUGUCUGCGUCAUGAAUCGACCGAUGGGCAGUAUGCCAGUGUCUUUGGUAAGGUCAGCUGCGUGGCCAGCAUGCAGGCAGUCGUCGUGUAUUUUUUCUCCUUUGCUUCCAUGCCACGCAGGCCUCCCGGGCAAACUCUGCGACCUUGACAUCUUCAUCUUCACCGAGUGAAUCAGCCAGCCAGCCGUCGCCAUGGCUGAACGAUCACGUGAAUGGUAUGGCUUUCGUUCAGAGAGUCGGUCAAGGACUUGGUACCCAUUACGGCCAGCUUCGAAGGGGCGGGCGGCGUAGACUUCAUCGAGAGGGGAGACCCUAUAGAAGUCAUCUUCUUCACGGUAGGUGGCAGACGAAAACGGAAUUGACUGAUUGGUUGUGCCUGUUGGUGUGGUGCCACGGUGGGUCAGAAUCCCGGCCCCGGCGAGAAUCUCGUGCUUCGCAUCGGCAAGCUGAUCCCCGCCGGGUGAGUGAGUGAGUGGCAUGACGCAAGACACCCAUAGGUGCCUGUCUGCCUGCCUACAGGGUGGAGGAGCCACCACCCGAUCCAGAUUAUAUUGGGCUGGUCUGGUUCAGAAGGACCACAAGUGAGCUCCCGGCCACCCAACCACAGUGUGUAUCGGAUUGUGUGUCCAAUUGGCUGGCCAGUCGGACUCAUUGAGCCUGAUUUCUUCGGAAACACCACAUACGGGUAAUCUGCACACAGACACACUGGAGAUUGGUGUCUCUGUGUGUCUAUAUGUGUGUGUGUGUGUGUGGGUCAGUCAUUCCAACGCCCGCACUGCGACGGCUGUCGGUGCAGCUGAGUACCUAAACACCACUGAAUUUGGCACGGUACCAUCGCGAGUCAAUGACUUCUCGUCGAGAGGUGCGGUGCGUCGAUUGUGCUGUGCAGUGCACGCCACGCAGCGGCCGGAUGGAUGCCAUGCCUGUGUAUGUGUGUGUGUAUGUGUGUGGACUGCACUGCGUGCAGGGGGGGUGCUUAUUUGGUUUGGCCCCGAUGGGGAGAAGCUCGAGCAGCCAGAAAUACGCCUGAAGCCCAACGUCUGCGGACCAGGUGAUGUGAUGUGAUGCGAUGUGACUGACACACAUACAAGACACGCUUAAUGGACCUCCAUUGCUGGCAAUAGAGCCCUUUGCCGUCGGUGACCUCCAUUGCUGGCAAUGGACCUCCAUUGCUGGCAACAGAGGCCCAUUGCUGGCAAUGCAGUUCCAUUGCUGGCAAUGCAGUUCCAUUGCUGGCAAUGAAGGGCUAUUCCCAGCAAUAGACCCUAUUGCUGGGCAAUAUUAUGGGUCUAUUGCUGGGAAUAGCCCUUCAUUGCCAGCAAUGGAACUGCAUUGCCAGCAAUGGGCCUCUGUUGCCAGCAAUGGAGGUCCAUUGCCAGCAAUGGAGGUCACCGACGGCAAAGGGCUCCAUUGCCAGCAAUGGAGGUCCAUUAAGCGUGUCUUGUAGCACACAUCACCCACCCCACCCGUCAUCUCAUCUGCCCUCAUGGCUCCUGCUGUGUGUGUGUGUGUUUUUGUGUGUGUAUCCCCAACUUAAGACGGCGCCAACACCAAUUUCUUCCCGCCAGUGAACAGGGAGGAGAGAGACCGAGAGGGCGAUGGGUGAGCCAGACAGCAAGGAAGAACCACAUGCGCGCUGUCUGACGGUUGUGUGCGGGUCGGCGGAUGGGUGUGUGUGUGUGUGGCUGAAGGUUCCCCAACUUCUUCGGUACGUCGGCUUCGGCGCCUCAUGUGGCGGCGCUGGCGGGGUUGAUCAUCGACAGACAACGCGUGAGGAAUGAGCCAGCUCUCACGCCAGAGCAGAUCACGCGCCUCCUGGAAUCGACGGCAGAAGACAUGCAGGGUGUGCAAUGCAAUGGAGGCGCACACACACAAUGAACGAACGCAUCGGUGCCCGUUGGCUGUGAAUCCCUCCCUGGUGCAGACAUAGUGGUGCUCGAAGACUCGGAGGGCUUCGAUUUCAGAACAGGUGUGGACGAUACGAAUCAAUUUCAGACAGGCGUGUCUCACUCCCCGAAUGGAUUGGAUGGCCGAGUGCGUGUGUGUGUUGUUCAGGGUUUGGCUUCGUCAACGGAACCAAAGCGUUCGAGGCGCUUGAGGGCAUCUGGGCCCCACGGCCCCCACACAGCUUUCCGAUCCAGCUAUAACAAUUGAGGCUACCAGGUCCACUCCACCACGCCGACACACACCUCACGUCACCUCACACACACGUGCAGCGAUGUAAUGCGAUGUGUGUUGUGUAUCGCUGUGCAGAUGGUUCUCUGUCUAAUUACUGACUGUCUGUGGCUGACAGCGAGAGAGAAGUCUUUUUGAGUCUCGACCCGUUCGUGUCUCAUCCGUCCGUCCCCCUUCCCGAUGUGAUGUGCCUGGGCGUUCCUUCCGGCGUUUACGUAAAAUAAGUGUGUGUUUGUGUGUGUGGAAGGGGCGGUGGGUAUCGUUGUGGAUUUUGUAGCUGUCUGCACCGGCCGAGUGUAUCGUUAAGGCAAAACAUCUUUUGUACAUCCAUCCAUCCAUGAGAGGGGGCUGUGUCUGUCUGUGUGGGUGGCCAUGGGUGGGUGUCGUUGCGUGCAAACAGAGAAUGCCCAACCGUGUGCACGUGUCCUGUGUUGUGCAGCAGCGCGGCUGUGUUCUCAUCUCAACCGUCUCAUCUUUGUCCUUUGUGCAGCUUAUGUGUGAU
Messenger RNA from Vitrella brassicaformis, 4964 nucleotides. NCBI's taxonomy places the organism in Eukaryota, Vitrellaceae. The record is from the annotation of a GenBank genome assembly.